UCAAAUUUUAUUUUCAGCACUUCACAUCUCAGAGUUCUUAUACAAGUUUUAAAACAAUCAGUCAUGGUGAUAUUAUCUAAAAGAAAUGCUAUUCUGUUUCAAUUUUCAGAUUCUUCUGUCAUGGAUCAAGCAGUUAACGAGAAUGAAGAACUACAGUUAAGAAAAUGUAGAAAAAGGAAAAAGAGAUCUCAAUCAGACGUGGAUAUACUUCAGUUGAUGUCAACUAUCAAUGUGAGAGUUUGCUUUCUAGCACAUUGUCUAGUUUCACAAAUUCAACGUCCCAUUAAGAAGCCAACCACAAGACUUGGAAAUGAAUAUAUACAAAAUGUUUUAACUGAAGAUCCAGAACAUUUUCGAGGUUUAUAUCGUAUGUAUCCAGAUGUUUUUUUGGAUUUGUGCAUUCUUAUCCGAGAAAAAACAUCUUUAAGAGAUACAAGAUGGAUUUCCGUUGAAGAAAUGCUUGCCACAUUUUUGCUCAUUGUUGGCCAGAGCACGAGAUAUAUUCUUCCUCGAGAUGUGUUCAAGAGAUCAAGUUUCGCAAUAAGUCAGAGCUUUAAUAAAAUCUUAAGGGCGAUAAACAGCAUUGGUCCAAGUUUGAUGUCUAAACCAGGGAAUGGUGUGCCUUCAAAUAUAAGAGAAAGCACAAGAUUUUAUCCAUACUUUAAGGAUUGUAUUGGAGCUAUUGAUGGAACACAUAUUCCUGCUAUGGUAGUAGGAAAUGAAGCUGCUAGUUAUCGAAACAGAAAAGGAAUCUUAUCUCAGAAUGUUUUAGCUGCAUGCAAUUUCGAUUUGCAAUUCAUAUAUGUCCUUACUGGUUGGGAAGGUUCAGCUCAUGAUGCAAAAGUUUUAAGUGAUGCUUUAACGAGAAGUAACAAUAAAUUUGAAGUCCCCGAAGGUACAUACCUUAUUCCAUACGAAAAGAUGUUAUGUAUGCUUAAGAUACAUUAUUUUAUUUACAGUCUUGUAUCUUUCUAAUUAUACUGUACUUUAUAAUAUUUCAGGAAAAUUUUAUCUGGCUGACUGUGGAUAUGCCAACCGGAAAAAUUUCCUAACUCCAUUUCGAAGUACACGAUAUCAUCUCAAGGAAUUUACGGGAGGAGAUAGUGAUCCCAGAAAUAAAGAAGAAAUGUUCAACCACCGCCAUGCUUGUUUAAGAAACGUCAUCGAAAGGAUCUUUGGUAUUUUCAAAUCAAGAUUUCUGAUAUUUAAAUCUGCACCUUCUUUUCCAUAUAAGACACAAGCAGAAUUAGUACUUGCAUGUGCUGCAUUGCAUAACUAUCUCCGCCAGAAUUGCCGUUCAGAUGAAUUUCCUCCGGAAGAGAUUUCUGAUGAACAAAGUGCUACCCAACCAAAUACUAGUGGUUCUCAAUUUCCUGGCACACAAGAACAACAAAGAGAACUUGCUAAUGAAUGGAGAGAAACAAUUGCUUCAAAUAUGUGGAAUGCUGCUAUUAUUAGUGGAUCUCAACGGUGAUAUGCGCAUAAAGUAAGGUAUAAAUCUUUCUUUAUAUAAAUAUUUAUGGUUGACAAUGACAUUGAUAAAUUACAAUGGUUACUUGGUUGAUAUGUGUGAGAUGAUUUAUUGCAUUAUUGGCAGGAUUUAUUAGGAAGACACUCACAAUGAAGCUAAGUUCGAAGCGAAAUAGUUUGUAAAAUUUUAUUUUGGAUUUUUAGAAAAAUAAGAAAUGAACUUUUGUUUGAAUUCUUCAUUUUAUUAAAAGAACGUUUCAAAUUUUUCAUCA
Messenger RNA from Raphanus sativus (radish), 1742 nucleotides. RefSeq lists its product as uncharacterized. Lineage: Eukaryota; Viridiplantae; Streptophyta; Magnoliopsida; Brassicales; Brassicaceae. The record is from RefSeq and is a predicted model, not a curated record. Bases 64 to 975 code for a protein of 303 amino acids. The transcript is spliced from 2 exons.